AUGGCAAACUGCUGGGCAACGCUCCUGCUGAUGGUUGGGGUAGCCAUAGCAAUCCCCACCGUCCCCCCGCAACUGAGCUAUGACCAAGCUCUGGCCUCUGCUGUCAAGACCUACAAUCAGGAGUCAGGCCUGGAGAGCAUCUUCCGGCUGCUAGAAGCUGAGCCGAAACAGAAUUGGGAUCCCACCACCGGAAAUCUUCAGCAACUGACCUUCACCAUGCAAGAGACCACCUGCCCCAACUCAGAAAACGUUGUCACUGAGCAAUGUGAAUUCAAGCCCGAUGGGUUGAUAAAAGGUUGCACUGGAUACUUCUCCACUGAGCCGGGAAAUCCCAAGAUCCUUGUCAGCUGUGAAAAUGCGGUUCAAAAGCCUGUCCGAGUCACCCGAUUCAGAGGACUUGGAUUGCUCCUGAGAGGCCUUGGAAGAGGAUUUGGCCGCUUAUGGGGCUCCAAUCAGUAG
Euleptes europaea (tarantolino) is the source of this 459-nucleotide messenger RNA. RefSeq names its product cathelicidin-3-like. Gene Ontology annotation, cellular component: extracellular region. The record is from RefSeq and is a predicted model, not a curated record. Gene Ontology annotation, molecular function: lipopolysaccharide binding. Gene Ontology annotation, biological process: defense response to Gram-positive bacterium; defense response to Gram-negative bacterium; innate immune response. NCBI's taxonomy places the organism in Eukaryota, Metazoa, Chordata, Lepidosauria, Squamata, Sphaerodactylidae. The transcript is spliced from 4 exons. Bases 1 to 459 code for a protein of 152 amino acids.